CGGGGCCUGACUUAAAAUUGAAAAAGAGCAGGCUAUGCUACUGCUCACAAUUUUUUCUGCGUCUGAUGCUUUUUUAGUGAAGAAUUGCUUAUUAAUACUUUGAAAAAUAAACUCCGAAAACACGGAAACCUAUUUACAACCCAAGCCUUUGUGAGCAUGAUUGAAUCUGAUCCAAUCCAAUCCAAUUCAGCAAAGAUGGACGGUCGCAGCAAGUCCGUGACGCAAAGAAACGUCGUUUACGUGAUCGUGAACAACAUUCCCAAAUCUUACCGCUCCGCCGACCUUCGGAAUUUCUUCUCCGAAUUUAUCGAGACAUCAGGAUUUGACUGCUUCCAUUUCCGCCACCGGCCGGAGGUUCAACUCAAGAAGGGAUCUGACCCGUCGGUGAUGGACGACGCAGCCGAUGCCUCCACCCGCACGGGCACGACCUGCUGCUGCAUCGCUCGUGUCGAGGAAGACCGCGUCGACCAGUGCCUCCGUAUGUACGACCGCAAGCACUGGGUCGGCCGGGACGGCCAGACUCUGCCGACGAAGUGCUUCGUACGGCGAGUGCGGGUCGUGACGGCCGCGUCGGACGCUUCCCAGCCGCGCUACGUGACCCGCGGUGAGCGGAGCGCGCCCCGGGAAGACCGGCAGGCGAUCUCGGCGUCCGACCUGAAGGACAUGAUCGAGCUGCGUCCGCCGCCGACGAUGCCCAGGGGCAACGUGGGCACGCCGACCAAGCACUUCCUGGGCCUUAUUCAGUCCUGCCGCCUGCCGCCGCGCCUCAUCAAGAAGCUGGGGCUAGAGUUCCCUCGAUCGAGGGCGCGGGGCCUCUACGGCAGCGUGCCUUUCGACUACGGCACGCGGGCGGAGUGGGGUGCCGCCGUCGAAGAGGACUUUGUGCGGACGGCCUCGGGUACUGUCAUCUCGAGGCGCGGCGCUCCCGCGCCUCGAGGUGGCGGGGAUACGGCGGCGUCGCGAGAGCGCCCCGCAGAAGACACCAGACGCGAAGACGAGGAGGCAGACGACCCCGACGACAACGAGAGCGACGAGGAGGGCGAGGAGUGGGAGCGGCACGAGGCACUCCAUGAGGACGUGACCUCCCAGGAGCGCACGCGGGAGCGGCUCUUCGAGGAAGAGCUGGAGGUGCAGUGGGAGAAGGGCGGCUCGGGACUGGUCUUCUACACGGACGCCCAGUUCUGGGACCAGGUCGAGGGGGACUUCGAUGCACAGACCGCAGACGACUGGGACCUUGACACCAGCGUCUACUACCGCCAAGGUGCUGGGGACAAGGACGCUCGAGACUAUGUGUCGAUGCUGCACAACCGGAGGCUUCGAGAGACAGAGGAACCCAUGGACGAUGAGAACCGGCUGGCUUCCUUUGAGCGGUACACCAAGGGCUUUGGCAGUCGCAUCCUGGAGGGCCAGGGCUGGUGCCAGGGCCAGGGAGUGGGCCGGGGAGGCAUCGCAGAACCCAUCGAGGACAGCAAGAGGCAUCCCUGGGACCGGUCGGGACUUGGCUUCCACGGAGAGGCCCUGGUGCGCCACGUGGGGAAGCGCAAGAGGCGGCGAGGGGGCGACCGGGCAUUCAUCUCGACUGUCUACGACCGAGACACGGAUCCCCCGGAGCCUCUGCUGCGGUCGCACGACUCCACCUUCGUGCGCUUCAGGAAGCCCUUCGUGAAGCCCUCAGCAGGCGACGACGGCCAGCGGACUAACGGCCAGAAAGUCAUAGAGGCUCACAAAUGACAAGCCGUUGCAGGAAUCUUUGGGGACCUUUCUGAAAGAAACUACGCCAGAGAGGAGGGAAGCCAUUUCAAUCUCCCCAGCAGAACAGGCUGUGAUUUCAAGUCAAGCCCUCAGAGACGACGACAGCCGCCGGACAGUCGGGCAGAAAGUCAUUGAGGCUCACAAAUGACGAGCCGUAGGGGGGGUUCUUUAUGGACCUUUCUGAAAAAAACUAAUUUCAAUCUUCUCCAACAGAACAGGCUGGUCAGAAUGUAGAGGCUCACAGAUCACAGUAUGCCAUGGCAUGGAUCCUUGCAGACCUUUCUGAAGCAACUCUGCCCGAGGGAGAGGAGUGUGUGCCAUUUCAAUCAUCCUCUGACCCGAGCAGAGCAGGCUGUGAUUUAAAUGGCAGCUGCCUGUGCGGGCACCACGUCGGACACUGGCUAUCAUCAUCAUCAUGAUAUUGGUUUUUAAAGGCAUUUUUAUACAGUGUGUGUCGACAAGAUGAAUGGGAUUGCAAUAUGUCCGUCUUGCUCGGACAGGUCAUGGGAUGCCGCAGUCGCACCACUGGCUCGGUCCGGUCAAUAAAAAAGUUCUUCGCUGUU
Ixodes scapularis (black-legged tick) is the source of this 2315-nucleotide messenger RNA. RefSeq names its product G patch domain-containing protein 3. Gene Ontology annotation, biological process: negative regulation of type I interferon production; negative regulation of RIG-I signaling pathway; positive regulation of DNA-templated transcription. The record is from RefSeq and is a predicted model, not a curated record. The transcript has 5 exons. The coding region runs from base 157 to 1731 and encodes 524 amino acids. Lineage: Eukaryota; Metazoa; Arthropoda; Arachnida; Ixodida; Ixodidae. Gene Ontology annotation, molecular function: nucleic acid binding.